ACGUCAGCGCGCAGGAGCGGCAGGAGGGAGCGGCUCUGGUCGAGAGAGCUUCACAGAAAGCGGGAGAGAGAGCGACGCGCAGCACAGCGGACGGGUGGAUGACUACAGACAGACGGUCAGGAUGCGUGAAUAUAAACUGGUUGUUUUAGGAUCAGGAGGCGUCGGGAAGUCAGCGCUGACGGUCCAGUUUGUUCAGGGAAUCUUUGUGGAGAAAUACGACCCGACGAUAGAGGACUCGUACAGGAAGCAGGUGGAGGUGGACGGGCAGCAGUGCAUGCUGGAGAUCCUGGACACGGCUGGAACAGAGCAGUUCACGGCCAUGAGGGACCUGUACAUGAAGAACGGCCAGGGAUUCGCGCUGGUUUACUCCAUCACCGCUCAGUCCACCUUCAACGACCUGCAGGACCUGAGAGAGCAGAUCCUCAGAGUGAAGGACACCGAGGACGUUCCCAUGAUCCUGGUGGGGAACAAAUGCGACCUGGAGGUGGAGCGCGUCGUGGCCAAAGACUCGGGCGUCGGCCUCGCCCGCCAGUGGAACUCCUGCGCCUUCCUGGAAACGUCGGCCAAGAGCAAGAUUAACGUCAACGAGAUCUUCUACGACCUCGUCCGGCAGAUCAACAGGAAGACUCCCGUUCCAGGAAAUACUCGCAAAAAGCCCGUCUGCCGACUUCUCUAAUGACAGUUCUGACUUGACCGACAACCUUCAAGCCAACCAAUCACAGAGCAUCUUCCAGCUGGCCACGCCCCUUUAACUCAACCACGGCAUCAUCGAUAUCGGCUAAACCCUCUGUUACCGUGACGACCACGUCCCAUCCCCUCAGCGGAGACUGUUGCCUUGGAAACAUGAAAAAAAAAAAAAAUCCCUCAAAAACAUCCGAUGAUGAUGAUGAUGGUGAUGGAGGAGGGCGGGCUUUUCCAAACAGCUUCCCAGAUUGAAACUCCAGUUCCCAUCAUGCUCUCUGCUGAGGCUCUGCUCCGGGCUGGGGGAGCCGCUUACAACUGUUUUCAUUUUAUUUUAUUUUUUUUGUUCCUUAUCAUUUUAUUUUUCUUUCACUUUUUUGUUUUCCAGGAUUUUUUUUUCUUCAAAUUCAACCGCAUGCAGCUUGACCGUCAGCCAUCUUGGCACUGCGGUUGCCACGGUGACGGCUGUCUGUAUGCGCCACUCUGGUUAAACCUGUGGAUCCUUACAGUGGUUAUUAUUAUUAUUAUUAUUAUUAUUAUGGCAGUGCUUAUUAUUAUAAUUCUGUGUAAAAAGAAAAAGAAAAAAAAUAUCUAAAGUCAGUUGAUGUUUUUUUAGUCUUAAUUUCCGGGUGGGCGGGGCUAACGGUGUGCAGCAGGUCAAAGGUCAGCUCACUGUGUUGCUAAAGUUCAAACCGGUUCAGUUCAAAACUAAAAGUUUUGUCAAGUGACGAUGCAGCCGUUUAAAAUCCAGGUUUCAAUAAAAGCUGAGGACAUUUUCAGAGGGAAUCAUGUUCAUGUUGUUCCACACAGGACAAACGUCAAUAUCAACAAAAAUAAAUACAUUUAUAAACUUAAAGUAAAUGUCUUAAAGCAGGUCAGCUGUCAUUUAUGGUUCUACUGGGAUUUAUUGGGAAACUGAGAAGAGAAAUGGGAAAAUGUGUGAAUUACGGAAAAUUUGUUGGUGAAUUCAGAUUUUUUUUGGUUUUGAUGGCAUCUUAGCUUUAGCAUUAUCCCAAAGAAAUAAUUGAUUUAGCUAGAAGGUAUGCUAACGGCAUUCUUCUAAUUCAAUGUUCUGUAAUUUUAAGAAUAAUUAUAAUAUAUAAAAUAAUAUCUAUAAACACUAAUGCUCCACUAUUUGGGAGGUAUUAGCUUCAUAAAAUAAAACUAAAUUAAAUGCUACCUGGCUAGCCUACAACAUUAGUGCUACCUUUAGCUUUUAGCUAAAUUAAUGCAACAUCAUCUUUAAGCUCUUGAAGCUACAUAACUUUUAAGCUCUAGUUGCUAAAGUUACCACCUACUGCCACUUAGAGCCAAUAGCUAAUGUUAGCAUUAAGCUAAUACUAGCUUUAAUUACUAACAUUACGCUCUUGAAGCUUCUUAAUGAUAACUUUUAAGCUCUAGUUGCUAAAGCUACUAGCUACUGCCACUUAAAGCCAAUAGCUAAUGUUAGCAUUAAGCUAAUACUAGCUUUAAUUAUUGACUUUAGGCUCUUGUAAGCUAUAGGUAAAAGUAUAUACUACCAACAAAACUAUUAGUUAUAAGUAAUGCUAGCUUUAGCUGUUAGCUUGAAGUGCCUGUAGCUGAAGCUAAUUCUAAAAUUAGUUGCUAGUAAGUUAGCAUUUGUAACCGUUCUGUGUUUAUUUUUGAAAGCUUUUCUUUUUGUUGAGUAAUAAAUAUUUGUACGUUGCUGUAAACUUGUGGAUAAAUAUCAGUUGAGGAAGAGAAAACUGGGAUGAAAGGGCGAAGCUAGUGAGUUAGCGAACGUGUUAGCAGCACAGUGAGCUCAGUCAGAACCUGCUGUGAUGGGCGAACAUGUUGCCUUCAGACAGCAGACUCACACUGGUCCAGAAUAUUUAUUUGGGAAAAAUAACUUGGAUGGAGUUACAGCAAACAGAAAACGUAUUUGUAGUUUGGGUUUAAAAUUCAUUCCCCAGGUGAGGAUUUAGCCUGUGGAGCUGCACAAAGUCGGUGAUCAGCGGAUUAUUUUUGUUUUUAAUGAGCGCGGUGGCGUUACAGAACCAGUACGUCGGACCUCUGUGAGUUCUGCUGCGGUGUUGUACUGUGGUACGGCGCAGUACUGCUGCCAGUAUUCUGCUUCUCCUCCAGUACAUUCAGUCAUGUAGCAUGUUGAUGUUCAGUAAGUACUCGGUCUGACCUCCAGGAGGUGCUGUGACGGUUUGCAUGCCGGUCAGAGGAGACGGGGGUCUGUUUGCAGCCGCGGUGAUCGGACCGCCAUGUUUCUGCCAGCAGGGGGCGACAGCGUGCUUAAACAGAAUCUAACACAUUAAUGUCUCGUUUCUUCAGUGCUUGGUAAUUUAAUUUCCCCAGCUUUCUAAGAAUGUGUCUUAUAAAUGCCUAUGAAUGUCCUUUUACCUCUUUGCAGCUACUUUUACACUGAUUCCCUCGGAUGUUCCAGUUAGUUGGUGUGUUUUGUGGGAGCCGCGGCUGCAGGCGGACAUUUCCGGCCUCCAAACAUCGGGCUGCAGGGGCUUUCGUCAUUUGCCAAACUCAGAUUCUGGAUGUCUGUUUGGAAAUCUCUUUGUUUUAAAGAAUAUUGAGGCCUUAACAGUAGUAGUUGUACUAAUAAUUAGCAUUUUUCAGUUGUGGGGUUUGUAAAAAAAAAUGUAAUAAAUGGAAUAAAACUUUGUGAUGUCGCUAUAAGCAGAUAUGUUUGUGUGAUGCUUUCAAAGGAAAUGUAACAAAAGUUCAAAUGGUGUGCAAUAAUAAACUUCUCCUGUCCAUUUAUCUGCUUACACCCACAUUACAGUGUUUUAUGAACCAUUUUAUACGUUUAAAUUGUUGGAAUCCCCUAAAACUCCCAACUUUACGUUGAAGUGACGAUUGCAACUGCAGCAAAAUCCAAAGUGGAAAAAAUUCCCCAUGAGUGAAAUGACGCCUUUUUUUUUUUUAUUUUUUAAACACUGUAUGGCACAGUGACCAGUGAAAUGUAAAGGAAACCAGUUCAGCCAGUGAAGCGCCAGGCUAGAACUGGUAUGGAGGUCGUCUGAACUGGUUUCUUCGUUCCAGAAACCCGCAGCAGCAGGAGGGGCAGCAGAGUGGAGGGGGGCGAAGCCAAAUGUAAAAACAAAACUAAGAAGCCUUAAAUGAAUAAAACUGGUGCAAUUUUGUAACAGAAA
Poecilia reticulata (guppy) is the source of this 3818-nucleotide messenger RNA. Its product is annotated as ras-related protein Rap-1b. Gene Ontology annotation, biological process: Rap protein signal transduction. Gene Ontology annotation, cellular component: membrane. NCBI's taxonomy places the organism in Eukaryota, Metazoa, Chordata, Actinopteri, Cyprinodontiformes, Poeciliidae. Gene Ontology annotation, molecular function: GTPase activity; GTP binding. The record is from RefSeq and is a predicted model, not a curated record.